UGCUGCACCAAGGAUGCACGUGCUGCUCCGCGCAUUUCAAGAUCAAGAUGGCAGCCUCCGUGUGUCGGUGCUACGAGCUGGUUGCCAGACGUGCCUUGGCCCUCUGCUCCCGGCCUCUGGUAUCCUCAGCGUGGAGAGGAGAUGCCUACAGGUUACGUGGGAGUCCAGCUCCCUCUGUGCAGGUGCGAUAUGCUUCAGGACGCAAAGGUUUCCUUGGAGAGUUUGUGGACACCCUGCGUCAGGAGUUCAGUAAGAAUCAGGAGAUGAAAGACAACAUAAAGAAGUUUAGAGAAGAAGCGAAGAGGCUUGAGGAGUCUGAUGCUCUCCAGCAAGCCCGUAGGAAAUAUAAAACUAUAGAGGCUGAGACAGUGAAGACUUCAGAGGUGUUUAAGAAGACCUUCGGCUCCCUGUCAGACACGGUCAAGGAGGGUCUUGAGGAGGUGAGUCGUACUGACAUUGGGAAGAAGAUCAAGGAAGGCGUGGAGGAGGCAGCCAGGACAGCCAUGCACUCUGCUGAGUCCGUCUCCAAAGGAGGAGAAAAACUGGGCCGAACCGGUGCUUUCAAGGCCAUCUCACAGAGUGUGGAGACCAUGAAGAAGGAGAUAGAUGUUGGUGAUGCCGGCCCUUACAGAGCUCCCUCUCAGCUGAGGAAGAGAAGCGAUUUCUCCUCCAAAGGAGCUGACAGCGUUGUGUUCGAGGCCAAUGAAGAGGCUAUGGGUGUCGUUCUCCACAAGGAUUCAAAGUGGUUCCAGCAGUGGAAGGACUUCAAAGACAAUAACGUAGUUUUUAACAGGUUCUUUGAGAUGAAGAUGAAAUAUGAUGAAAGUGACAAUGCCCUCAUCAGAGCGUCCAGAGCUGUGACUGACAGAGUCACUGACUUCCUAGGUGGUCUUUUCUCUAAGACAGAAAUGUCUGAGGUGCUGACAGAGAUCGUGAAGGCAGACCCCACCUUUGACAAAGACUCUUUUCUCAAACAGUGUGAAAAAGACAUCAUCCCUAACAUACUGGAGGCUAUGAUCCGUGGAGAGUUGGAUGUAUUAAAAGACUGGUGCUAUGAAGCUACAUACAGUCAGCUGGCUCACCCCAUCCAGCAGGCCAGAGCACUGGGGCUGCUCUUCCAGUCCAAAAUCCUUGACAUUGAUAACAUAGAUCUAGCGAUGGGUAAGAUGAUGGACCAGGGCCCAGUGCUGAUCAUUACCUUCCAGGCACAGGUUGUCAUGGUGAUCCGCAGCCCCAAAGGAGACAUUGUGGAAGGAGAUCCGGGGAAGGUGAUGAGGAUGAUGUAUGUUUGGGCAUUGUGUCGUGACCAGGAGGAGCUGAACCCCAAUGCAGCCUGGAGACUCCUGGACAUCUCUGCCUCCAGCACUGAGCAGGUCCUCUAGGAGGAGGAGGAGGAGGAGGAGGAGGAGGAGGAGGAGGAAGAGGAAGAACACAGGUGAAAAGGUUGAUGGAACACACAAACUGUGAAGAAGGGCAGCACAAAGGAUGUGCCUGCUAACACCUGCACGCACUGACUCACGCAUACAGUAUAUGUAGAUUAACAUCUGAGGUCAUGCUCCUUUGUUAUGCCAGAGACUUCAUUUGCACAUGUAUAUAUUCAUCCACUCUAAGGUGCAAAAAUAUACAUGAACAUAGAGAUAAACUACCGAUAUAUCCAUAGAAAACUGGGUCCACCAGUAUGUGUGUGUGUAGUCUCUUGCACUGGUUCACUCAGUGCUUGGAUUUCCAGGUGGAGUCGAAUAUAGAACAUUUACAUUAUUUUUGGAAUGGAUGGAACCAACCUGUUCACCAACUGGCUAAAAGAGGAGCCUGUGCCAUUUCCUUUGUUGUUUUACCCAAUGGUAUAAUCUAUCCAUACCAGCCUAGUGGCCAGGUCCAAGAAGAUCGGUGGGAAAAAAAUGGACAUCGUGCCUGUGACUUUACCUGCUGGACACUUGAAGCCUAAAACGAAGUUUAAUGCCCAUGCUCACUGUCUUUGUCAAAAAAUGUGAAAGAAAAUUUGGCAGUGGCAUGGAGUCGCAUGUUGCAGCAACCAACAUAGCUGAGUAGGACAGCAUGAGAGACCUUGGUAAUCAAUGCAGGUUCCGUAAUUCAAGUUAAAGGGGAACUCAGUGUUAUACAGGUACAUCAGUUUAUUUCCACAGCGGGUAGCCUGACAAGACUCCCAAUGACAACUAAAUUGGAGUACGACUUUAAUCACUAUAAAGCACACAUAAGAGAAUGAGAUGUCGUAAAUGUCUUUAGACAGAAAAUGGUAACCAAAUUAGCACUGACCAUUAAACCAAGUGCACCUUAAGGCAUUACAGCAUUGGCUACAAAAUUCAGCUGUGGUGGUUCCUGCAGGCUUUUACAUCAGAAAACACAUGUACAACAAGUAAGAUGACGUUUGGACCAUAUAGUGUAGGAUAUAAGGAUCUGUAUAGUCAGGGUCCCUGCUGUCAUAUGUGCUGCAGCUUAAAGCGAGAAGACAUAUCUUUGUGUUUGUAUUUGCAGUUAUAUAACGAAGCAUAUGUUUUAUCAAGUUGCAGUGCAUUGGACCCCCAGUCACUGUAUGCUCUGUACACCAUCAGUAAGUAGAAAUGUAUUUACAGCUCUUAACCCUUUGUAAAUAUAUUAAAUAUCAAAUACUGCUUCUUUGUAAGCUUGGGUGGGACCACAUUCAUAUGUGCCAUGGCAGCUUUAUUGUUUAAGGAUCCUUUGCCAUCUCAUGUUGCACGUUGUUCAGCUGUAUUAAAAUAUGUUUGGUUUACUUUUAUGUAUGUGGCUUUUCAAGGGGUUAAUGCUGAAGAUGAAAACUUGAAUGAAUGAGUACAUUACUGUUGACUGUAUUUAAAAUGAAUUCUGUGUGACCACGUGAGUCUACUCUGUCACUGAAGACUGAACACAUUAUGAUUGUACUGUAACGUUUUCCUCUACUGUUCGAUUAACCUACAGAAACAUCCAUACUUGUGAAGAGUAAUUGAGCUCAUGAUGAAUAUCUGUUGUGCCCAGAUUGUACCUUGAGAAUCACGAUUUAUAUGUAUGACAUUUAUCAUCCAUGGCCAAAAGCGUAUGAUGUGAGAUGGUCUGUUAAUAAUUAGAGUUCUUGACAACCCCUUCCAGUCAAACCAUGCUCAAGUAGUGUGUCUUUGUGAUGAGCUCCUGGUGUGUGCUGACAAUACAAUAUCCAUCACAUGGUUGUAUUUUUAGAAAAAGCAUUCAGGGAUACAGAACCCCCUGUGCAUCUUAGAGACAUUGUGCCUUGGGGUGAAAAAUUAAACCCACAAAUUAGGGCCACACUUAGCAUAAAAUGUGCACUCAAUUAUAGAAUUCAAACAACAGGUGAGAGAAGUCCUUGAUAAAUAUGUAUAAGCUGUGAAGGGAGAGACUGUUGGUGAGUUUCCCUUACAGCUGGUCCACGGCAAAAUCUCUCAACAGGUAUAAGUCUGAUUGCCAUGUAAUAUGGUAUAGAUAUUUUUCGUCCCCACAUAGUGAAUAAUGAUAAAUUAUAAUAUAUAUAACUUUUCCUCUAGCACUACUACUCAACAGAUCACCACUGUGUUUGUCCUAUGCAACACGUUAACAUUGUGGCCAGGACUUCAUAGUUUUAGUCUUCUUGUCUUAUUGUGUAUAUUAAUUCAAGGCACAAAUAUAUUCCAGCCAUUAAACUAAGAUUUAUGUUUUACCAGAUUAAAUCUAUCUGUUACUGUAUAAGAAUUUUUUUUUAUAUUUUACCAGAAUAAAGAUCAAAUUCUUAAGAUUGGAGUACAUUGGUUUACAUAAAGUGACAACAGACCCAGUGUAACUUGUUAUUGUGUCAACAAGUGAUUUAGGAAACAACAAGGUUUGCUUGGAAAUGACCCUGUUGCCACAUUUUCCCAUGAUAAUGAAUCAUUUUCCAUACUGUAUGAUGUAAAUGCAUUUUAAAGUGUUCCACUAAGAUUUACACAUUACAUUCGUCUUUGAACUUUACAACCAUUGUUUUAUGUUUUAGUUGACCAAAGAAAAAUAUAUUCAUGAGUUUUUCUAUUUUUAUCCAGUAAUAUGUCUGAAUAAAGAGUGCUGUAUUAUGA
Molecule: messenger RNA, 4052 nt
Organism: Dicentrarchus labrax (European seabass)
Lineage: Eukaryota; Metazoa; Chordata; Actinopteri; Moronidae
Product: mitochondrial import inner membrane translocase subunit TIM44-like
Exons: 13
Coding region: 48-1382 (444 amino acids)
Biological process (GO): protein import into mitochondrial matrix
Cellular component (GO): mitochondrial inner membrane
Molecular function (GO): protein-folding chaperone binding
Source: RefSeq, a predicted model, not a curated record